GAGUUCUAGUGAGUUUAUAGGUUACUUGAACCAGCUGAUUCUACCGUCGAUGGAACCUUUCUGGGACUCACUAGACUGCCGGCACUAGUAUUGCAUAAGCGGGAUUUGUGCAUGCCAAGGUGACAAGCGACCGGGAUCUGCCGCCUGCGCCCCCGGGAUCAGAGACGUCAACUGUCGCCCAUAUGCCUUGCAUCUUCCGACCUUCGUAACCCAUCAAGCCGCCCCCGACUGUCACGACAGAUCGCCUGAACUCACGAUACACCCUCUACUCCUAGCAUCGCCUUCGACGGUUCGUAUCCUCGUCGACCUCUUCAUCUCUCGUCAUGGCAAACAUCCUGGACUCGGACGCUGGCUCGGAGCGCUUCAGUAGCUAUGAAGCCGAGCUGAAGCUCGUGCAAGCCGACCUCAACCAGAAACUGGACCAAAUACCAGAACUGUCCGGCGAGCCUCGAAAGGCUGCUGUCCGGGCUGCAGAGCGAGCGUUAGAGGAGGCCAAUGAGAUAAUUGACCAAAUGCGCAUCGAGAAACCCAACAUCCCAGCCCCCGCCAAGUCCAAGAUCAAUCAGCGCUUCCGCAACUACGAAUCCGACAUUGACUCUCAUAAGCGCAAGCUCAAGUCGCUGUCGGACGACCGCAAAGCGCUCUUUGGCUCCCGAUACACAGAUGCUCCCAACACGGACGACCAGCUAGAGCAGCGCCAGCAACUGCUCUCCGGCACGGACCGUUUAGAGCGAAGUAGUGGCCGUCUUCGGGAAAGUCAAAGGAUUGCACUGGAGACUGAGGAUAUCGGGCGCAACACGCUAGCGGAUCUGAGCAGGCAGAGGGAGACGAUCGAACAUACUAGGGGAACGCUACUGGAGAGCGAAAGCUAUACCGAUCGAAGCAUCAAGACGUUGCGGGGUAUGGCCCGUAGGAUGGCUACAAAUCGGAUAAUCACAAUCGCCAUUAUCACUGUACUUGUAUUGCUCAUCGUUGCGGUCAUCGUCAGCAAAUUCCGGUAGUCCAAGCGUGGAGAUCAUAGGGUGUUUGGCGUUACGGCGGAAAUCGAUUGCUGUACUUUUAUAAUAACUCAGGAUGUUCCGAAGAACUAUUCUUCUAUUAGAAGCGAACACCUGUGCGCGUUGCUAAUAAAUAUCAAGGGUCUAGACCUACAUUCAUAAACAUAGGAAACUCUAUAUUUUCCCCAGAUAAGAGCAAUUGUUCGUUCAAGUACCAUAGCUCCCGGCAAAACACAGCAAACUCUCACUUCUCGACUCCGAAACAUCCUUUG
Molecule: messenger RNA, 1270 nt
Organism: Mytilinidion resinicola
Lineage: Eukaryota; Fungi; Ascomycota; Dothideomycetes; Mytilinidiales; Mytilinidiaceae
Product: vesicle transport v-snare protein VTI1
Exons: 3
Coding region: 324-1001 (225 amino acids)
Biological process (GO): retrograde transport, endosome to Golgi; intracellular protein transport; intra-Golgi vesicle-mediated transport
Cellular component (GO): ER to Golgi transport vesicle membrane; SNARE complex; Golgi apparatus
Molecular function (GO): SNAP receptor activity; SNARE binding
Source: RefSeq, a predicted model, not a curated record